Tachyglossus aculeatus (Australian echidna) is the source of this 1788-nucleotide messenger RNA. It is a transcript of the gene DEDD, whose product is annotated as death effector domain containing. Gene Ontology annotation, molecular function: protein binding; DNA binding. Gene Ontology annotation, biological process: regulation of apoptotic process; extrinsic apoptotic signaling pathway via death domain receptors; apoptotic process. The record is from RefSeq and is a predicted model, not a curated record. Gene Ontology annotation, cellular component: nucleolus. NCBI's taxonomy places the organism in Eukaryota, Metazoa, Chordata, Mammalia, Monotremata, Tachyglossidae. The coding region runs from base 278 to 1249 and encodes 323 amino acids. The transcript is spliced from 6 exons.
UCCCCUGCCCUGCCCCGUCGGUGAGGCGGGGCCGGACCGGACCGGACCGGAUCGGACCGGACGGGACCGGAAGGGACCGGAAGAGGGGCCCGGCCGGAUGCUGCUCCGCCCCACGGGGCCGGGACGCCGACUUGAUGGACCCAACAUGGCGGCGGCGAGCCUGAGCACAGAGAGGGGCCGCGGAAAGCCAAGCAGCUGGCAAAGCCCACCGGAGCCGACGGGGACCGAGCGCGGGAGCCCCCCGGCCUGACCCGGCUCCGGCCCCGACCCGGCGGGGAUGGCGACGGCGGCGGCGGCCGGGCGCAAGCGGCGGGCCGGGCAGGCGUGGCCGGAGGAGCAGGGCGAGCGGGAGCACGGGCUGUACAGCCUGCACCGCAUGUUCGACAUCGUGGGCGCCCACCUGACCCACCGCGACGUGCGCGUCCUGUCCUUCCUCUUCGUCGACGUCAUCGACGACCACGAGCGCGGCCUGAUCCGCAGCGGCCGGGACUUCCUGCUGGCGCUGGAGCGCCAGGGCCGCUGCGACGAGACCAACUUCCGCCAGGUCCUGCAGCUGCUGCGCAUCAUCACGCGCCACGACCUGCUGCCCUACGUCACCCUCAGGAGGCGGCGGGCAGUGUGCCCUGACCUCGUGGACAAGUACUUAGAGGAGACGUCCAUCCGCUACGUCACCCCCCGGGCCCAGAGCAGCCCGGAGCCCGGGCCCCCCCAGCCCCCCAAAUCAGUGCCUCCCCACUACCCCGUGGUCUGCUGCUCCCCCACGGGCCCCCAGAUGUGCGCCAAGCGGCCGGCCCGGGCCAGAGCCGCCCUCGGGAGCCAGCGGCGACGCCGGAAGGCUGUGACCCCCGACCCCAAGGAGAAGCAGACGUGCGACAUCAGGCUGCGGGUGCGGGCCGAGUACUGCCAGCACGAGUCGGCGCUGCAGGGCAACGUCUUCUCCAACAAGCAGGAGCCCCUGGAGCGCCAGUUCGAGCGCUUCAACCAGGCCAACACCAUCCUCAAGUCGCGGGACCUCGGCUCCAUCAUCUGCGACAUCAAGUUCUCAGAGCUCACCUACCUCGACGCCUUCUGGCGCGACUACAUCAACGGCUCGCUGCUGGAGGCCCUCAAGGGGGUCUUCAUCACGGACUCGCUGAAGCAGGCCGUGGGCCACGAGGCCAUCAAGCUGCUGGUCAACGUGGACGAGGAGGACUACGAGCUGGGCCGCCAGAAACUGCUGAGGAACUUGAUGCUGCAGGCGCUGCCCUGACCCGCCGGCCCGGCGCCCGCACACUGUGCCGGCGGGGGGCUGCCGCGGCCCCCGCUCGGAUUUCCGUUUUUCGUUCCGGUUUUUUGGGUUUUUUUUUCGGUGAAAAGGGGAGGAAGCCGACGGCCCCUCCCGCCCCGGGGAGCGCCUCCGGUCCGUCUCUCCCGGGACGGCGGCCGGAUGGGGACCGGUCGCGGGGAAGGGGCCGGCGGGGGCUGCCGACGACGGUUCCCGGGGGGCCAGCGGACCCUGGACCGGGGUGCUGAGGUGGCCGCUUAAUCCCUCCACGUAGGGGGGGGAGUUCAGGAAGGAGAGAAGGAAAGGGGGCCGGGGCGGGCAGUCCGAGCCCUCCCCCGGCCGGUCCGGCGGUCCCGGCCUCUCCCCGGCCCCGGAAGGAGGAGACACCCAGCCGCCGCCGCCGCCACUCCGGACUCUGUAUUUUUCACAGCGGGGCGCCCCGUCCCCCCAACAACUCCGCCCGCGCCCCUCCACCCCCGAGCCCCGUGUAGCUUCGGUUUUUCUCGAAAUAAAGAGCGACUGCA